UGAAUAGAUUCCUUUAAGUGGUGUGAAGAAAAAGAAAGCAAAAACAGAAAAAGGAGUAGGAGUUGAGCAGUCAAAUUACAAACCCAAAAGUAGCCAUCCAUCGGAGAAGACCAACCAUCAACGCCGCUCCCCAAUACAAUUCCCUUUCUUACCUUUCUCUUUCACCAUUUCCUUUCUAUCAUCUCUCCCUUAUUUCCGUCGGUUUCUGGAUUCCUUUACGCUUUCAUCCAUCACAAUGCCGGGAGAAUUUGAAGAUGAUGAGAGGCCCAGGGUCUUUGAACCUGAAUCCUCUGAAGAUGACAGACGCCGAACUCGCUCUAAAUCUCUUAGGAAGAGAGCCAUUACUGCUUCUGCUAAAUUUAGCAAUACGCUGAGAAAGCAAAGUAGUAGGGUUGCUGAUUGCCGCUUUGCUACGAUUUCGGUUCAUGAGGUCCGGGAUGCUGGGGAGGAAGAUUCUGUCAAUAAGUUCCGCCAGGUUUUGAUCGCUACAGAUCUGUUGCCACCUCGUCAUGAUGAUUAUCACACUAUGCUCAGAUUUCUCAAGGCUAGAAAGUUUGACAUGGAUAAAACUCUCAACAUGUGGACUGAGAUGCUCAGCUGGAGAAAAGAUAAUCAUAUAGAUACUAUUAUGCAGGAUUUCGUAUAUGAUGAGUAUGAAGAAGUUCAACGAUAUUAUCCUCAUGGUUACCAUGGUGUGGAUAAAGGAGGAAGACCUGUUUAUAUUGAAAGACUUGGAAAAAUUGAACCGGGAAAGCUAAUGAAUGUCACUACAAUUGAUCGGUUUUUGAAAUAUCAUGUUCAAGGGUUUGAGAAGCUUUUUUCUGAGAAAUUCACAGCAUGUUCUAUUGCUGCAAAAAGGCACAUAUAUUGUACAACAACGAUACUGGAUGUUCAGGGACUGAACUUGAUGAGCUUUAGAAAGCUUGCGACUGACCUUGUUUUGCGCAUGCAAAAAAUUGAUGGGGAAAAUUAUCCUGAGACGCUGAAUCAAAUGUUCAUUGUAAAUGCUGGCAAUGGGUUCAAAUUUCUAUGGAAUACUGCAAAAACCUUUCUUGAUCCAAGGACUACAGCGAAGAUUCAUGUUUUGGGCUGCAAAUUUCAAUAUAAGCUGUUGGAGGUCAUAGACUCAAGUCAGCUUCCCGACUUCCUAGGAGGAGAUUGUUCGUGUUCAAAUGAAGGUGGAUGUCUUAGAUCUGACAAGGGCCCCUGGAAUGAUCCCGAAAUCAAGAAACUUGUUUUUACCGAAGAAGCUACUCACUCAAGAAAGGCUAACAAUUUCUACGGCAGGAGUAGUUUUGAAAUCAACUUUUUUAACUCGAAGAUGGAGGGUAAUGAAAUUUCUUCACCUGAAUCAGGGUCAGAGGCAACUGCAACUGCCAGUGCUUCUAGCAUCGGAAAUUUUGUUUCAGUGACUGCCAGGGAAAAGUGUUCUGCGUCUAGGCCCAUUAACAGCGUCGUUGAACCUACGGAUGCUGCUGGAUUAGUUGAAGAAUAUAGUUCAAAUAAUCUAUACGCUGAUGUCCAACCAGCAGGGCAACCAAAAAAAUUCAUUCCUCAAGUUACGAGUACAUUUAUUCAUUUUGUAUUCAAAAUUUUUGCUUGUAUAUAUCUACUAGUUCCUGGAUUCGGGAGAAUUUUCAUGAUUAGACACACUGAGAACCAACAACGUGAAGCCUCUUCCGACCAUCAUUUGGAGGAUUCAGGGACUCGAGAAGAAUCUAAAGAAUCAGCAGUGGACCCACUCUGGAAAAGGCUGCAAAAUUUGGAAGUUAUGGUGACGGAACUUACAAAUAAACCUUCAAAAAUCCCUCUAGAAAAAGAGGACAUGCUUCACGAAUCGCUGAAUCGUAUAAAAUCUAUAGAAUAUGACUUGCAGAAGACAAAGAGAGCAUUGCUUGCUACUGCAUCAAAACAAGUGGAGCUUGCUGAGUCAAUGGAAAGUAUAAAGGAAAACAACUUAGUUGGAGCAAAUUCAUGUUGGCCUAGAAAUCGAAACCCAUUUUUGUAUAGAAGUUGAGUGAAGUUGCCACCAGUUCGAAGUUUUGUCGAACUAUCAAUUCAGAUCUUUAUUUGGGUCGAAAAGACGUUUCUCAUCGUAGAGAAGAAAAUAGUAUACACCACAUGUACACAGAGACAUAGUUCCCUUGUAUAGUGCAUAACACAGAAUAUCACACCCACACACAUAAUAACUGUUUCUUUUCCAAAAUUUGUAUUGUACAUGAUUUACACUUCUCUUUUUUUCUCUUUUCCUUUGUGAGUCCUGAAACUAAUCUAAUAUAUAGAUAUAAGAAAUAUACAUGACCUCACUCAGUUGUGUAUUAUGUCAACUUACAUUUUACUAAAUAUACAAAACAUUUCUUGUUUUGUUUUCCCCUUA
Messenger RNA from Cucumis melo (muskmelon), 2377 nucleotides. RefSeq names its product phosphatidylinositol/phosphatidylcholine transfer protein SFH9. The record is from RefSeq and is a predicted model, not a curated record. Lineage: Eukaryota; Viridiplantae; Streptophyta; Magnoliopsida; Cucurbitales; Cucurbitaceae. The transcript is spliced from 15 exons. Bases 236 to 2017 code for a protein of 593 amino acids.